Trematosphaeria pertusa is the source of this 6590-nucleotide messenger RNA. Its product is annotated as beta subunit of fatty acid synthase. Gene Ontology annotation, molecular function: fatty acid synthase activity; [acyl-carrier-protein] S-malonyltransferase activity; [acyl-carrier-protein] S-acetyltransferase activity. The record is from RefSeq and is a predicted model, not a curated record. NCBI's taxonomy places the organism in Eukaryota, Fungi, Ascomycota, Dothideomycetes, Pleosporales, Trematosphaeriaceae. The transcript is spliced from 4 exons. Gene Ontology annotation, cellular component: fatty acid synthase complex. The coding region runs from base 247 to 6498 and encodes 2083 amino acids. Gene Ontology annotation, biological process: long-chain fatty acid biosynthetic process.
CCCCUUAUUUCGCUGCUGCCUGCCGCUGCCACGCACACAGCAGUGAAAGCUAGUUAGCAAGGGAGCUGCAGCCACCCCGGAUUGCAGUCACGACGAAUUCCCUCGCACCGCUGGGAGAUUAGCUUCUCCCGCGCCAUCGCCAGGCACCCAGGCACAAGGACUAGAACCACCAGGUGCACUCAACGGCACUACUACGACCACCACCACUCCUUCCGCAUCCGUAUAGACCUCAGAACCCACGCCAGAAUGUACGGAUCAGGCCCGCAGACCGGCAUCUCGACGCCGCGCUCGCAGGCCUCGCUGCGCCCGCUCGCCCUCUCCCACGGCUCGCUCGAAUACACCCUCCUCAUCCCGACCGCCCUGCACUUCAACGCCCAGCAACUGCGAGAUGCCUUCAAGGCGACCCUUCCCGAGCCCACAGAUGAACUAGCACAGGACGACGAGCCGUCGUCAGUACCGGAGCUGGUGGCGCGCUAUCUGGGCUUUGUCGCCAAGGAGGUCGAGGAGGGCGACGACCCAGACUCGUUCGAGGAGGUCCUGAAACUGGUCCUCACCGAGUUCGAGCGCGCCUUCCUCCGCGGGAAUGAGGUGCAUGCGCUGGCUGCCACCCUCCCGGGUAUCCUGGAGAAGAAGCUGAUUACGGUGCGGUCAUACUAUACCGCCCGUGCGGCAGCAGACCGGCCUGUCAAGUACCACGAGUCGGCGCUUCUUCGCGAGGCUGCCGACGAGAAUGCGUUCCUCUAUGCCGUCCUGGGAGGCCAGGGCAACAUCGAGGAGUACUUUGAGGAGCUCCGCGAGAUCCACAGCACAUACCCCUCGUUCGUCGAGGACUUCAUUGCCGCCGAAGCACAGCACCUGCUGACUUUGUCGCGGGAUCCGCGGGCGGAGAAGCUCUACUCCAAGGGUCUGGACGUCAUGCGAUGGCUCAACAACAAGGACUCGCAGCCGGACACCGACUAUCUGGUCUCCGCACCAGUCAGUUUGCCCUUGAUUGGGUUGACGCAGCUGGCCCACUACGUUGUCACGUGUAGAGUACUUGGCAGCCACCCAGGGCACAUCCGAAGCCGCCUAUGCGGUGUUACCGGCCACUCUCAGGGAGUCGUCACAGCAGCCGCCAUUGCUGAGUCGAAGAAUUGGGAAUCUUUCCAGCAGGCCGCUAAGAAAGCCAUCACCAUUCUCUUCUGGAUUGGUGCCCGCAGCCAGCAAGCCUACCCGCGAACAUCACUCGCCCCGUCAGCCCUGCAAGAUUCUGUCGACAAUGGCGAGGGGGCACCGACGCCCAUGUUGUCGAUCCGCGACCUCUCAAGGAAAGCUCUCCAGGAGCAUAUUGAUGCAACCAAUGCUCACUUGCCGACGGAGAGACGCGUUGCCAUCUCCCUCGUCAACAGCGCCCGCAACUUCGUUGUGACUGGUCCGCCAAUCUCGCUGUACGGUUUGAAUCUCCGUCUCCGCAAGGUCAAGGCUCCUACCGGCCUCGACCAGACGAGGAUUCCUUUCACGGAGCGCAAGGUCCGCUUCGUCAACCGCUUCCUGCCCAUCACUGCCCCAUUCCACAGCCCGUAUCUUGCCGAAGCUACGAAGUUGCUGGAAGAAGACCUCAAGGAUAUCAAGAUUCCAGCCAGCGAUCUCGGUAUUCCCAUGUAUGAUACCCAUACUGGCGAAGAUCUCCGCGACGAGGAGUCUGGCAACGUCGUCCCCAGGCUUGUGCGCAUGAUCACGAAUGACUCCGUCAAUUGGGAGAAGGCUACCAUCUUCCCCAAGGCCACACACAUUCUCGACUUUGGUCCCGGUGGUAUCUCUGGUCUCGGUGUUCUGACCAACCGCAACAAGGAUGGAACUGGCGUUCGUGUCAUUCUAGCCGGUGCUAUCGAUGGCCAGAAUCCCGAAGUUGGGUACAAACCUGAAAUCUUCGACCGCGACUUCGACCACGCCGUUACGUACGCGCCCGAUUGGGUCAAACAGCAUGGUCCUCGCUUAGUGAAGACGUCCACCGGCCAGACGUACGUCGACACCAAGAUGAGCAGAAUGCUCGGUCUACCUCCGGUCAUGGUCGCGGGUAUGACGCCGUGCACGGUCCCUUGGGACUUUGUUGCGGCCACGAUGAACGCCGGCUACGAGAUCGAACUCGCUGGUGGUGGCUACUACAACGAGAAGGGCAUGACGGCUGCUAUCAACAAACUUGAGCAGGCCAUUCAGCCAGGUCGUGGUAUUACCGUCAACCUCAUCUACGUCAACCCUCGCGCCAUGGGCUGGCAAAUUCCCCUCCUUGGCAAGUUGCGGGCUGAUGGUGUCCCUAUUGAGGGCCUGACUAUCGGUGCUGGCGUUCCUUCCAUAGAGGUCGCCAACGAAUACAUCGAGACCCUCGGCAUCAAGCACAUCGCCUUCAAGCCGGGUUCGGUCGAAGCCAUCCAACAGACCAUCAACAUCGCCAAGGCCAAUCCGGGCUUUCCGGUCAUGCUUCAGUGGACUGGAGGCCGUGGUGGCGGGCAUCACUCUUUCGAAGACUUCCAUCAGCCUAUCCUCCAAAUGUACAGCCGUAUCCGCAAGUGCGACAAUCUCAUCCUGGUCGCCGGCUCAGGCUUUGGUGGUGCUGAGGAUACCUAUCCCUACCUUACUGGUACCUGGUCGACCCGAUUUGGUUAUCCGCCCAUGCCGUAUGACGGUUGUUUGUUCGGCAGCCGCAUGAUGGUUGCGAAGGAAGCGCAUACCUCGAAGAACGCGAAGAAGGCCAUUGUUGAUGCACCCGGCCUUGACGAUGGUGCCUGGGAAAAGACCUACAAGGGCCCCGCUGGCGGCGUCAUCACUGUCCGCUCUGAGAUGGGCGAACCGAUUCACAAGUUGGCUACCCGUGGUGUCAUGUUCUGGCAUGAGAUGGACCAGAAGAUCUUCAGCCUGGACAAAGCUAAGCGGAUUCCCGAGCUCAAGAAGAUGCGCGAGUACAUCAUCGAGAAGCUGAACAACGACUUCCAAAAGGUCUGGUUUGGCAGGAACAAGAAGGGCGAAUCCGUCGAUCUCGAAGACAUGACCUACGCCGAGGUAGUUCAGCGCAUGGUCGAUCUCAUGUAUGUCAAGCAUCAGUCCCGCUGGAUUGAUCCGACCUUGAAGCGUUUGACUGGAGACUUCAUCCGACGAGUAGAGGAGCGAUUCAGCAAGGCGAAUGGUGAGUCCCUCAUCCAGACAUAUGAGGAACUCGCCGAUCCCUACCCCACCAUCCAGAAGGUCUUCGAAGCCUACCCCGAGGCGUCUGAGCAGCUCAUCAACGCUCAAGACGUUCAGCAUUUCCUCUUGCUCUGCCAGCGACGAGGGCAGAAACCGGUCCCCUUCGUUCCUGUUCUCGAUGACACCUUCGAGUUCUUCUUCAAGAAGGACUCCCUCUGGCAGUCGGAGGAUCUUGACGCCGUCGUGGACCAGGACGUUGGCAGGACUUGUAUCUUGCAAGGUCCUAUGGCUGCGAAGUAUUCAACCAAGGUCGACGAGCCCGUCAAGGAAAUCUUGGAUGGCGUUCACGGCGGCCAUAUCGAGUUCCUGCUCCACGAUGUGUAUGGCGGUGACGAAUCCAAAGUUCCCGUCAUCGAAUACUUUGGAGGAAAGCUCCCGGAAAACAACGAGGGCGUGGAGGUGGAUGGUCUCACCGUCUCCCAGCUGGAAAACAAGCUCGUGUACCGCUUGUCUUCAACUACGAACUCCACUCUUCCGGACGUCCAUUCCUGGCUGCAGCUACUUGCCGGAAACACCUAUUCCUGGAGGCACGCCUUCUUCACAGCAGAUGUCUUCGUCCAAGGACAGCGCUUCCAGAAGAAUCCGACCGCGAGGAUCUUCGCUCCCACUCCCGGCAUGAUGGUUGAGAUCUGCAACCCUAAGGAGCCAGCCAAGACUGUGAUCACCGUGAAGGAACCGCAUCAUGGCGGAAAGCACAUCAAGACCAUCGAGGUCAGCAUGACCGGCAAUAAGGAGAUCGUCCUUAACAUGUUCGAAGAGCGUACUGCACUCAAGAAGGCCGUGGCACUGCCUUUGAAGUUCGUCUACCGCCCUGAGUUCGGUUACGCCCCCAUCCAUGAGGUCAUGGAGGCACGCAACGACAGGAUCAAGGAGUUCUACUACAAGAUCUGGUUCGGUGACGAGGAGUGCCCCUUCGAUGCUCCAGUGACUUCAAACUUCGAUGGUGGACGGGCGACCGUUACAAGCGAAGCUAUCAACGAUUUCGUCCAUGCAGUUGGCAACGCCGGCGAGGCCUUUGUUGACCGCCCGGACAAAGAGGUCUUUGCACCUAUGGAUUUCGCCAUCGUCGUGGGUUGGAAAGCCAUCACAAAGCCAAUCUUCCCUCGAGCCAUCGAUGGUGAUCUCCUCAAGCUUGUCCAUCUUUCGAACGGCUUCCGCAUGCUUCCCGGUGCAGAGCCUUUGAAGAAGGGCGAUGUGCUCGAUACCACUGCUCAGAUCAAUGCCGUUAUCAACCAAGACUCCGGUAAGAUGGUCGAAGUCUGCGGCACGAUUACCCGCGAUGGUGAGCCGGUCAUGGAGGUUACCAGCCAGUUUUUGUACCGCGGAGCCUACACCGACUUCGAGAACACUUUCCAGAGGAAGACGGAGACGCCGAUGCAGCUGCACUUGGUCACUAGCAAGGACGUCGCUAUCUUGCGUUCGAAGGAGUGGUUCAACCUUGAUGAGCCAGACAUCGAGCUCUUGAACAAGACUUUGACGUUCAAGCUGCAGAGCUUCGUCCGCUACAAGAACAACACUGCCUUCUCCGAAGUCCAGACUGUGGGUGAGGUGCUGCUCGAGCUUCCAACCAAGGAGAUCAUCCAGAUCGCGUCCGUCGACUACUCGUCCGGCGCCUCUUACGGUAACCCAGUGCUUGACUAUCUUGAGCGCAAUGGAUCCGCCAUUGACCAGCCUGUUAACUUCGACAAUGCCAUCCCGUUGAACGGCAAGACCCCCCUUACCUUGAAGGCACCUGCAUCCAACGAAACCUACGCUCGCGUAUCUGGUGACUACAACCCCAUCCACGUCUCGCGCGUCUUCUCGAGCUACGCCAAUCUUCCUGGUACUAUCACCCACGGCAUGUACUCCAGUGCCGCUGUCCGAAGCUUGGUGGAGACCUGGGCGGCCGAGAACCACAUUGGACGUGUCAGGAGCUACCAUGUCAACCUCGUUGGCAUGGUGCUUCCCGACGAUAUGCUGGACGUUAAGCUCCAGCACAUUGGCAUGGUCUCCGGUCGCAAGAUCAUCAAGAUUGAAGUCUCCAACCAGGAGACGGAAGACAAGGUCCUCCAGGGUGAAGCCGAAGUCGAGCAGCCUACAACUUCUUACGUCUUUACCGGUCAGGGCUCGCAGGAGCAAGGCAUGGGCAUGGACUUGUAUGCCAGCAGCGCCGUGGCAAAGGAGGUCUGGGACCGUGCCGACAAGCACUUCAUGGACAACUAUGGCUUUGCUAUUACCAACAUUGUCAAGAACAACCCCAAGGAGCUCACCAUUCAUUUCGGUGGUCCACGCGGAAAGGCCAUUCGUCAGAACUACAUGUCCAUGACCUUCGAGACGGUCGGUGCCGAUGGAACCGUCAAGUCUGAGAAGAUCUUCAAGGAGAUCGACGAGAACACCACCUCGUAUACUUACCGCUCGCCGACUGGCCUGCUAUCUGCCACUCAAUUUACUCAACCUGCUCUUACCCUCAUGGAGAAGGCCUCUUUCGAAGACAUGCGGACCAAGGGAUUGGUACAGCGCGACAGCACCUUCGCUGGGCACUCUCUCGGAGAGUACUCCGCUCUUGCUGCGCUCGCCGAGGUCAUGCCGAUUGAGAGUUUAGUCUCGGUCGUGUUCUACCGUGGUCUCACAAUGCAGGUCGCGGUGGAGCGUGAUGAGGCCGGCCGAUCCAACUACUCCAUGUGCGCCGUCAACCCCAGCAGGAUCUCCAAGACAUUCAACGAGCAGGCCUUGCAAUACGUCGUCGAGAACAUCUCCGAGCAGACUGGUUGGCUCUUAGAGAUUGUCAACUACAACAUCGCCAACAUGCAGUACGUUUGUGCUGGCGACCUCCGCGCGCUGGACUGCCUCACCAACGUCCUCAACUACCUGAAGGCGCAGAAGAUUGACAUCCAAGCGCUCAUGCAGAGCAUGUCUCUGGAAGACGUCAAGGCGCAUUUAGUGGAGAUUAUCAAGGAGUGCGCGAAGCAGACCGAGGGCAAACCCCAGCCGAUCGACCUCCAGCGCGGUUUUGCUACCAUUCCGCUCAAGGGCAUCGACGUACCCUUCCACAGCACCUUCUUGCGAUCCGGCGUCAAGCCCUUCCGAAACUUCUUGCUCAAGAAAAUCCACAAAACAUCGAUCGACCCGUCCAAGCUCAUUGGAAAAUACAUCCCCAACGUUACCGCCAAGCCGUUCGAGCUUACCAAGGAGUACUUUGAGGACGUGUACAGGCUGACCAACUCGCCCAAGAUUGGCAACAUCCUUGCCAACUGGGACAAGUAUGAAGAAAAGGAGGAAACAAAGGUUGCGGCUGCUUAAGCGUUCCACCGUAUUGUUUGUUUAGGAUGCGUAUUGGCGUUUGGGGUUCUGACAAAAUGAUAUCCGAAUUCGUAGAUGCUCCGAGAGCGGAG